GAUGCAACACAACAGAAGAUCUGGUGAAGGAUGCGACACGACGAUAUGGCAGAGGAGACGGCGCCCUUGACAUGAGCAGCGAUUUCAGGAAGCCAAGGCUUCACGCUUUGCCGUCCUGGCACGCAAGGUGUCCAGUCCCAGUCGCACAAGCAUCUUCAAGCUCCCCCACCCACAAGAGCAUUCCCCCCCUUGCCUACUCUGCCUGCUCCUACUAAAACCCUCCCCCUCUUCUUCCUCCGCAGCGCGAGGGAUCUCGCAAAGGGUUGUGGUUUCCUGAAUCCUGAUGGUGGGUGUCAUGGAAGGAAGAUUGUUUCUUUGACCACGGAUGGACGCCUUUCUUUUUCUCGGUGGGGUUCUUGAUCGUGAUGCGCUGCCGCUCCUGCUCCUGGACGCUGACGCUUCAAAUUUAUCCCCCUCCGGGUGUCUCGCUGCUCUACUCAUCCGGGAUUAUUUAUUUCUUUUUUUUUGUCUGUUCUUGCUCUGGUGUUUGCGGUGUCUCGCUUCCAUUGGACCGAGAGAGACCGAUCUUGCGUCACGCGCGCACUGAUUGGGGUCGGAGUGCCGGUCGCUGACACCUGGGCCUCACCACCAACCAGUUCUUGGAAAACAGCAUGCUACUUGGAAAGGGAAAGGGAGAUACUUGCCGCGUUGGGAUUCUCCAACCAAGAUGAUCGAUUCUCCACUGCUCCUUUCCUUUUCUUUUCUUUUUGGUUCGGUUGUUCACUUGUUCUUAGCGACGAAAUUAAAUGAUUUCUUCUUUGUAAAAAAGGUGCUUUUUGUGUGAGGUGAUUCAAAGAAGGGAAGGAUGGCUCUCAAGAUCAAGAAGCUGCUGCAGCUGUUUUGUGUCAGUAAGAAGGAUUCCAAAAAGAAAGGCAAAUCCAUUGAUCCACUUUGGACAGCCUCCACUCCACACUCCUCUUUGAGUGUCACUGCAAAUAAGAGUCAUUUGGAUCCCUGUUCAAGUGGAACUGGCACUGUGCUAAGCAUGCAAAAACCCAAACCUGAAUGCACAAGUAUGAUAUCAUCAUAUGCAAGGACAGAACAUGGAAUUGGGAGUGAUGAUUACAUGUUAUUUAACCAAUUUGAUGUUGUUCAAGAUUUCUCUGAUCACCACUAUGCAAAAACAUCGCCAGGAAAGGCCACCAAAGAUUGGGUGAAGGCAAUCCAGAGUGAAUGGAAUCUUCUACAGAAAAAUCUACCUGAAUCUGUAUAUGUUAGAGUUUAUGAGGACAGGAUUGAUCUGCUCAGGGCUGCUAUAGUUGGGCCAGCUGGAACUCCAUAUCAUGAUGGAUUGUUCUUCUUCGAUGUCCGUUUUCCUGCUGAAUACCCAAAAUGCCCACCAAAAGUUCAUUACCAUUCAGGUGGACUUCGGUUGAAUCCAAACCUGUAUGAGAGCGGGAAGGUUUGCCUGAGCCUUCUGAAUACCUGGUGGGGUAACGGGUGCGAGAAGUGGGGCAAGUCAAAUUCCACCAUGCUGCAGGUGCUGGUCUCCAUUCAGGGCCUUGUGCUCAAUGAUAAGCCAUACUUCAAUGAGCCAGGAAACAAAAAUUCGGCUAAAACAACAGCUGGUGAAAAGAAUUCCAUGGCUUACAAUCAGACAGCCUUUGUGCUAUCCUGCAAGACAAUGUUGUAUUCACUCCGGAAGCCUCCAAAGCAUUUUGAGACCCUGGUUGCACGCCACUUCCACGAGCGUGAGCGUGCCAUCCUAGACGCGUGCAGUGCUUACAUGUCUGGGGCAGUCGUUGGAUCAUCUGCUGGGAGUGGUGCCAGAUAUGCCUGUGACAAGUGCUUUGCAGAUUUCAAGAAGUCGCUGACUCUGUACACUGAGCAUCUGAGGACCGAGUUUGCUGCAAACAGAAGUUGCUUGCUGGAACUGGAAAGACAGUCAUCGGUUGUAGAUGAGAUUGUGCCUGCUAGCUAGAAUUCUUUUGUCAGAAGAACACCUGACCAUUGCAUUACAAGUCCUAACGGAAAGGUGAAAUGGUGUAAUAGGUCACAAUUCACGCGCUUUUAUAUACACUGCUAGAGUGCUAGGUUCUAGAAGGUGCACCGUUUGGAAAAGGCUUUUGUAUCUGGUACAAGAAUUGUUCUUGUCAGGUAACCUGUUUCUGGUGAUGGGUCGUUCUAUGAAAAAAAUAUAUAUACUCAUUCCGUGCCAA
Setaria italica (foxtail millet) is the source of this 2159-nucleotide messenger RNA. RefSeq names its product putative ubiquitin-conjugating enzyme E2 38. The transcript is spliced from 9 exons. The coding region runs from base 806 to 1921 and encodes 371 amino acids. The record is from RefSeq and is a predicted model, not a curated record. NCBI's taxonomy places the organism in Eukaryota, Viridiplantae, Streptophyta, Magnoliopsida, Poales, Poaceae. Gene Ontology annotation, molecular function: ubiquitin conjugating enzyme activity.